Acanthaster planci (crown-of-thorns starfish) is the source of this 3269-nucleotide messenger RNA. RefSeq lists its product as uncharacterized. The record is from RefSeq and is a predicted model, not a curated record. NCBI's taxonomy places the organism in Eukaryota, Metazoa, Echinodermata, Asteroidea, Valvatida, Acanthasteridae.
CGAACACAGAGCAACGUCCAUCCUGCAUGGUGAUACGAGAACGAACUGUUGGAUAUUCUGGAAAGAAAGCAACUCAGGACUUAUAUUAACCAAAAGUUGUUCGCAGUAACUGCAGGAGUCAGCGCUCAUCAGGAUGCGGCCUCUAGCCCGGUGGUCACUCGUUGCUGUCUCCCUGGUGGCCCUCUUGGGUGUGGUUCGGGCUGAGAAGGUGUGCUACUUUAGCCAAGAACCCGACCGACGCCAGAAUGGUCGUCUUCGCUGGGUCUUGCCUGGGAGUAAGAGCGAUCACUGUCGGUGUACCAGCAUCUGGCCGGGUCCCUUGUACACCAAGCCGCUCCAGAGAUCACAGGAACCGUUCUACACUGAUACUCCAAUCUUUACCAGCGACCAAGAGGAGAUUCAUCACUUCUUUGAAUGUCAUGAUCCUUGCAGUCCAAACCCUUGUCAAAACGGAGGAACAUGCUCACAAUAUGGCGAGUCUUUCCUUUGUCAAUGUGCACCCGGAUUUGAGGGUAAUAAUUGCGAUAACAAGCCUUUGGAUUGUGCUGCCUUGCAUUCUCAUGGUAUCCGCCAGAGCGGUGUAUACACCAUCUACCCGUCGAUGUACCCUGACGGCCUGGAGGUCUACUGUGAUAUGAAGCCUGGAUACCCAUACGGCUGGAUUGUAUUUCAGAGGCGGCUUGACGGGUCAGUGAAUUUCACUCACAAUUGGUCACAGUACAUGGACGGAUUCGGCAAUCUGACGGGCGAGUUCUGGUUAGGAAACGAGAAACUUCGUCAGUUAACAUCGAAGCAUAAAUGGUUACUACAGAUUAAUCUGACAUUUGACGAUCAGAUCAAUGGGGCGAAUUUUAUAAGUUACCGAUGGCCAUUCCGUAUUGAGGGCGACAACUACACCCUCUUGGAGGGAUCAAUAGGCAGAUCACCCUUACCAUUAAGCCAGACACCACGACCAUUCUCCACCUACGAUAAAGACAACGACGGUGAGGACCAUCUCAACUGUGCUGCUCUGACGAGAGGAGGUUGGUGGUUUGACCAGUGUGAGUCUCCGCAGGAUUCUUGGGGCAAUCUGAACGGCGAAUAUUUCCUUCCUGAGAAUUCAACCGAUGGGAAUUACUUUGGUAUUAGAUGGCCUGAAGGAGAGAGCUUUGCAGUUGUUCGGAGUAGUGAAAUGAAGCUGCGUCGCUUCCACCCGUACGAUUGUCUUUCCUUGUUUAAUAUUGGUAUCACCACGAGUGGUGUGUACACCAUUUACUCGUCGCAAUACUCUGGCAGCCUUGAGGUCUACUGUGAUAUGGAUGCUAAAGACGGAGGCUGGAAUGUGUUUCAGAGGCGGUUUAACGGGUCUGUAAAUUUCAAUCGCAACUGGGCCGAGUACCGGGACGGAUUCGGCGAUCUGACGGGGGAGUUCUGGCUGGGAAACGAGAAACUUCGUCAGUUAACAUCUGUGAACGAAUGGUUGCUACAGAUUGAUCUGACGUUUGACCAUCAGAUCCAUAAGACGUACCGAUGGCUAUUCCGUGUAGAGGGCGACAACUACGCCCUGUUUAUUAACGGAUCUACAGGUGAUUCCCCCUUGCCAUCAAGCCAGACACCACGCCCAUUCUCCACCUACGAUAAAGACAACGACGGCGAGGACCAUCUCAACUGUGCUGCUCUGACGAGAGGAGGUUGGUGGUUUGGCCAGUGUGAGUCUCCGCAGGAUUCUUGGAGCAAUCUGAACGGCGAAUAUUUCCUUCCUGAGAAUUCCACGAAUUCCACUGACUUGGAAUACCGUGGUAUUAGAUGGGUGGAUGGACGGAACGUUUCAGUAGUUCUUGGUGUUGAAAUGAAGCUGCAUCGCUUCCGCCCCUAUGAUUGCUACACUUUGUACAACCAUGGUAUCCGUCAGAGUGGUGUGUACACCAUCUACCCGAGGAAGUACCCUGACGGUCUAGAGGUCUACUGUGAUAUGGAUGCUACACUUGGCGGCUGGACCUUGUUUCAGAGGCGAUUUAACGGGUCGGUGAAUUUCACUCGCAACUGGACCGAGUACCAGGACGGAUUCGGCGAUCUGACGGGCGAGUUCUGGCUUGGAAACGAAAAACUUCGUCAACUGACUUCGGAUUGGAGGUGGAGACUACAGAUAGAUCUGAAGGAUCAUACGGGAAAGCACAAGACCUUCCACGCAGAGCAUUUUCGCAUAGAGGGCAACGAUUACAAACUGACUUUUGAUGAAUCAGUUCGGUCAAAUCCCCUCCCUCCACAUCUCAGUGGUCGAAGCUUCUCUACAUACGACAUGGACAAUGAUGAGGAUACCAAUGCUAAUUGUGCAGCUGAGCUGAAGGGAGGCUGGUGGCUUGACACAUGCAAUGGUACCUCUGGUGCUCCGUACGGCCUUAAUGGAGAAUAUCAACAAGGUCCAAAUGAUCGCGGUAUAACAUCGGAUGGAUGGGCAGGCCAUCGAAUAGUAAAAAGUGAAAUGAAGCUGCGUCGUAGCUGGUCAUAAAACUCAUCGGAGACCCCCAGUGAAAACCAUACACAGGGAUAACGUGUCAAAACAAACCGGCAUCAUGUUGAUCUUUCAUAGCCUUCGAGCUGACUACUCAUGUUAAUUGAAGCUUAACUGCUUUUAGACACCAGAGGUGUAACUUUCUGUCGUUUAUUACACUGCUUCAGUUUUACUUGUCAUCAUUUACAUGUAUACAUGUUUUUCCUUUUUCAGGUGGGCCUUUUCGUGCGUAGCGCCAUUUUUGGGAAAUUGGGGAGGGGGUCUUUUUUGGUGAAUUGAUUCGGUUAAGUUACCAUCAUUCACGCAUAGUAAAUGCCGGGAUACAAUUACCGAACAAAGAGCACCAAUUCUGAAGAUUAUAGGCACCAGCUAGUCUAUUAGAUUUUGAUCUUGAAUGUGAGUUGAGAAAUCAUACAUUUUAAGAAGGCGAUUAUAUGCUUAUUUUUGACUGAACGUAUGUUUAACGUUACAUAUAUUUGGCAUUAAUGAAUCUGAAUAUAAAAGAGGUAAUAUGCUGAAAGAAAAAUGAAAAAGGAUUAUGUAUAAAACAGGUGAACAUGAACAUUUAGACAUACAUAAAAUGUCAUAUCAAACAUUCAAUAACUUUUCACAAAUGAUACUUUUUAGGAUUUAUUAAAAAAAUGUUAAAUCGACAAUUAGUGUAUUAGAUAAUGAGCAUGUCUUGUGAAUAGCGCACCAUAAUUGUGCAACUAAGUAAUUGAUGUAAAACACAGCUUUUAGUUCCAGUGUUAAGACCGAGCACAAGCUUUAUGCUGGU